CUUCCUUCCAUUACAUUCCCUUGAGAGUUUCUGUGAUCUUCUUUUUCUUUUCUUGUUUCCUUCUGAAACUUGAGAGGGAAUGUUGGCUUUGUCCAUCUGAACGUUUUAACAAUGAAGUUUGGAGAGAUGUUUAGGUGUUUGCUUUUCUUUUCCUUGCUCAUUCAUUCAAGCUUAGCCCAGAAGUUUUCAGAGGGUUCAGGGACUUCAGAUACUCCAUCAAAGAAAUGGCUGACCCUUAAUGGCAACGAGCCCCUUGUUAUAGCUCGUGGCGGGUUCUCUGGGAUCUUUCCCGAUUCGAGCGAGUUCGCCGUGGACAUGGCAAUGACCUCAAGCAUGGGCGAUGUGGUCUUGUACUGCGAUCUGCAGCUCACAAAGGAUGGUCUAGGCAUAUGCCAACCGGACGUCAGGCUCGACAAUACCACCAACAUAGCAAUGGUGUUCCCGAAAGGAGAGAAGACGUACAAUGUGAAUGGACAAGAUUUGAAGGGCUGGUUCGCUGUGGAUUACACCUCCGACGAGCUAUUCAACAACGUCUCAUUGGUUCAGAAUGUUCUGUCCAGGCCGAGUUUGUUUGAUGGCGCACUGUCGAUUCAAUUUGUCGACGAUAUAGUUGGACGCAAAACUGUUAACCUACUUUGGCUAAAUGUUCAGUAUGAUGGAUUCUACACCGAACACAAACACAGUCCAGCAUCCUAUAUGCAGAAAGUUGUGAGGUACUAUCCUCUUGAUUACCUAUCAUCUCCAGAGAUUGGUUUCUUGAAGGCUAUGCAAGGAAAAGUCAAUAAAGCAAGGACAAAGCUCAUAUUCCGAUUUCUGGCCGCGGAUGCAGUUGAACCAUCCACCAAUCAAACAUAUAGUUCUAUACUAAAAGACCUUGAGUCGAUCAAGUCAUUCGCAUCUGGAAUACUUGUUCCCAAGGAGUAUAUAUUCCCAGUUGGCACAAACAAUUAUCUGGAAGCUCCCACCAGUCUUGUGGCGGAUGCUCAUAAACAGGGCCUUGAAGUAUAUGCUUCUGGUUUUGCAAAUGACUAUCCAGCAAGUUUCAACUAUAGCUAUGACCCAACAUCGGAAUACCUGCAGUUCAUCGAUAACUCUGAGUUUUCUGUUGACGGGGUGCUUACAGAUUUCCCUCCAACAGCUUCAGAAAGCAUGGUAUGUUUUACCCAGAACAACAACAGUAGCAAGCCCAUCAAAGGUAACAUGUUAAUCUGAAUCAUUCUGACAUAUGGUUAUUCAAUCAACUUCUAUUUACCAAAGUGUCCCUGUGCAGGGAAAGCUUUAAUCAUAUCUCACAAUGGAGCAAGUGGAAAUUAUCCGGGGUGCACUGAUCUAGCAUACCAGCAAGCAAUAGAUGAUGGUGCUGACAUCAUCGACUGCUCAGUGCAAAUGUCGAAAGAUGGAGUAGCCUUCUGCUUGGAUUCUGCAGACCUGUCAGGAGAUACCACUGCAAUGCCCACUUUCAUGUCUCGAUCGACCGUUAUCCCCGAGAUCCAACAGGACAGCGGAAUCUUUUCCUUUGAUCUUACAUGGAGCGAAAUCCAGAGUUUGAAGCCUCAACUUGUCAGCCCUUUUGGUAGUGAUCCUGGCUUCCAGAGAGAUCCAGCAAAUAAGAACAAAGGCAAAUUUGUCACUCUUUCAGAAUUUCUGGAGCUUGCAAAGUCAAAGGCAGUAUCGGGUGUUCUGAUAAACAUAGAGAAUGCUGCUUACCUAGCAUCAAAGAAGGGUCUUGGCAUAGUAGACACUGUUUCCAAAGCCUUAAGCAACACCACAUUCGACAAACAAUCCACACAACAAGUCUUGAUCCAAUCCGAUGACAGCUCCGUAUUAUCACAGUUCAAGAAUGUCUCAACCUACAAAAGAGUGUUGACAAUUGAAGAGAAAAUAAGCGAUGCACCAAAGCAGCCAGUAGAACAGCUUAAAAAGUACGCUGACGCAGUCACCAUCACGAGGCCCUCCAUCAUGCCAGUUUCAAACAGCUUCCUUUUGGGCAAUACAAGUGUUCUUGACGAAAUGCAUGCCGCAAAUAUCUCGGUAUAUGUCUCUGUUUUGAGGAACGAGUACAUUUCACUCGCAUUCGAUUAUUUUGCGGAUCCUAUUCUGGAGUUGGCUACUUAUGUAGCAGGAUUUGGAGUUGAUGGAGUCAUCACUGAAUACCCGGCAACAGCCAACAAAUACAUGAGAAGUCCAUGUUUUGAUUUGAAUGCCAAGCAAGCCAUCUUACCAGUUCAGCCUGGUUCUCUUAUUAGCAUUAUCCAAGGAGCCGAGCCACCAGCAGAAGCUCCUGCUCCAACCCUCGAAGUCUCAGACAUCGUCGACCCACCUCUACCUCCUGUAGCCGCCAAUCUAACCACGAACUCACCACCUGCACCUGCACCUGAUGCCAAGCACUCCAGUGCACUAAAAGAAGUUGCUAAUUUGGGUCUAUCUCUAGCGGCUAUUGGAGCACUCGGUUUACUCUUUUAGGGACAUUGACACGAGGAGCUGUCCAAUGGAUCUGCAGGUCAUCUUUCCUCUCUCAUGUUUCACUUAGCUUACUCUCUUUCUCUUGAUUCAUUUCAGUUUGUAAUAUAGUAAAGAAAUCUGCCAUUGACUAUUAUCAGAAGUGAGUUAUGCUAAGUGGUGUGUGAUGACCAUUUUGGAUCCACAAGUCCUCAAUGACAAUCUAAUUGGUGGCGAUUUUGACCCCAUCCAAAAAAGAUUUGGCAA
Messenger RNA from Syzygium oleosum, 2706 nucleotides. RefSeq names its product glycerophosphodiester phosphodiesterase GDPDL6. The record is from RefSeq and is a predicted model, not a curated record. Gene Ontology annotation, molecular function: glycerophosphodiester phosphodiesterase activity. The transcript is spliced from 9 exons. Gene Ontology annotation, biological process: lipid metabolic process. NCBI's taxonomy places the organism in Eukaryota, Viridiplantae, Streptophyta, Magnoliopsida, Myrtales, Myrtaceae.